Messenger RNA from Helobdella robusta, 531 nucleotides. RefSeq lists its product as hypothetical. The coding region runs from base 1 to 531 and encodes 176 amino acids. The record is from RefSeq and is a predicted model, not a curated record. NCBI's taxonomy places the organism in Eukaryota, Metazoa, Annelida, Clitellata, Rhynchobdellida, Glossiphoniidae. The transcript has 3 exons.
AUGUACGUAUGCGAAGAGUUUCAUGCCAAUAAGAAGCACAUGAUGGUUUAUGUAUGUAAUGAUGACGAAGAUGAUGAUGAAAAAGCCUUGGAAGAGAUAGAAAGUAAUAAUUUUGAAACAGUUGGCAGUAUUGAUUUGUGUGUCCUUCCUCCAGAUUUGGACGAAUUGACAGAUGCCGAAGAAAUUGAUGAUGACAAUAUAAUUGAUCCUCAUUAUGUUCCAAAAGACAUUUCAGGAACUAUACAAAUAUCUGUUGAUUUGAAUAACGAACCGGAUAACGAAAACGAACCUGAUCAAAUAUCUGAAGUACGUGGCUAUUUGAAAGACGGUGCGGCGAGUAGAGCCAGUAGAAAGAGAAAAGCCGGAUCCAGUAUUGAAACCACAGUAGGAUUUCACUUCCCUGGAAAAUUGGAAAAACAACUAAAGUGUACUUUUUGCCACAUGAAAGCUAGAUGGAUGUGUAAAAAAUGUGGCAAAACACUAUGCAUCGAAAAGGGGUGUUUCGAAAAGUAUCAUCUCGCAUCUGCCUAA